Molecule: messenger RNA, 6421 nt
Organism: Lampris incognitus (smalleye Pacific opah)
Lineage: Eukaryota; Metazoa; Chordata; Actinopteri; Lampriformes; Lampridae
Product: envoplakin-like
Exons: 21
Coding region: 37-6087 (2016 amino acids)
Biological process (GO): intermediate filament cytoskeleton organization; wound healing
Cellular component (GO): cytoplasm; membrane; intermediate filament
Molecular function (GO): structural molecule activity; cadherin binding
Source: RefSeq, a predicted model, not a curated record
UCUCAGGCCGCUGACCUGGCCCACGUCAUCACUCGCAUGCAGAACAAUGCCGACCAGGUAGAGAAGAACAUCCUGCGGACAGAGGAGCUGCUGACCGCGGAUGCAGUGAAUGAGAAGAGGGGCCAGCCCCUGAUCCACCAGAAGGGGAACGCAGACAACCUGGGAGAGGCUGAGGGUCUGAUCAAAGACCUCUUCCUGGAUGUGGACAAGGCCAAGAGGUUCCAGCAUCCCCAGGCCUCCGAGAUAGAGAAAGACGUGAACAACCUCCAUGACCGCUGGGUAAAGGACUGCGCCACCUACAGGGACCUGUACGAUCCGGUCCAAGAAGUGGACCUCGCUCCCAGAAUUGACUGGGCCGCGCUGCUGGAUGACAAACAGAGGCAGAUGAAGGUGGAGGAAUACGGCCCCGGUCUGCCCCAUGUGGAGAAGCAGAUCGCUGCCCACAACAUCCUGCAUCAGGAGAUCGAGGCCUACGCUGACCAGCUGGAUCCCAGAAAAGCCCCCUUGCAGGAGCAGUACGCUGCCGUCAAAGAGAAAUACACAAAACUUUUGGAGAGCUCCCAGGUGAGGCGCAGCAGCCUGGCCUCUCUGUACGAGUACAUGCAGAGCUGCAGCAAGGAGCUGGCCUACCUGUCCAUGGAGCAGGAGAAGAUCCUCGAGAGAGACUGGAGCGACCACAUGCUCGACCACUCCGGCGUUCGCACGGCAUAUGAGAAAUUCAAAAAGGCCGGACUCCUAGCGCACGAGAGCGAGGCGCACAAGCUGCAGGAGGAGGGAGAUGAACUCAUGGAAAGGAAACACCCCGGCGGCCCGGCGAUACAGGCUCACAGAGAGGCUGUGCAGGGCGAGUGGCAGAGCUUCCUCAACUUGUGUAUCGCACAGGAGACCCACCUGGACAACAUCGAGGACUACAAGAAGUUCCAGCUUGAAGCAGAGACCUUGUCUGACUCGCUGAAGAGACUCGAAUCUGCCGUGGACCCCAAGUUUCUGGCCAACAAAAGCAACCCUGAAGUCCUGAUGGCACUGGAGGGAGACGAGCCAGCAGUGGAGAGAAAUGAACAGCGCCUGGCUGCCCUGAAGGAGCUAAGCCACACCAUCGCCCCUCUGAAGCUGCGCCGAAUCAGACCCACCAAACCCACCGAUGUGGUGUCCCUGUGUGACUGGGCAGACCAAGAGGACUCGGUGAGGCGCGGAGAGAGGCUCACUCUUAAAUCCAACUCCGAUGACAAGAACUGGGAGGUCCAGACCAGCAGCGGGAAGCUCAAGACCCUACCUGGAGCCUGUUUCAUAAUCCCACCGCCUGAUGAGGAGGCCUUGGAGAAAGUAGACAGUCUGGACAGAGAGCUGGCGGACCUGAAGAGACGUCGGUCGGCUUUGAUGGCCUCCCUGAGGAGUCCCAGUGUGGAAGUGGUUCGCCCACAGAAAGCAGUCGCUGUAGCCAGCGCUCCGGAUGACCCCAACGCCGCAGUACUGGCUGGCCAGCUGGACAAAAUCAGAAAAAACCUGGACCAGAGCGAACGAGAAAUCCUGGGCAGGUUGAGGGACCCUCUGGAUCGCCGUAACCCUACACAAGACCUGGACAACAGGCUGAAACAGCAUGAGGUCGCCGUGCUGACUGUAAGGAACCUGGAGGCUGAAAAGUCGUCAGUCCAGAGGGAAAUGGAGCCCAUCCUGGCCAAGAAGCCUUUGGGGCCCACUGCCUCCUCCCUUCCCCUCAAACUCAGCACCGCCAACAUCAAGUUUGAAGACGUCAACACCCUCGCUGACCUUUAUAACAAGAAGGCUACAGCCGCCAUGUUCCUUGAGAGGCAGACCCAGAAGGUGGAAGGCAUUGUCUCCGGCUUCGAGAAGCGGCUGGCGAGGGAUGGCGCCAUCCUCAACACCCCCACCGCUCUGCAGACGCGCAGCCAACAGCUACAGACAAUGGGAAAGGAGGUUGCCUCAGAGCAGGAUGAGAUCUACAAACUGGGAAGGGACUUGGAGCUGACGGAGCAAGCGUGCAGCUCCUUGCAGAAAGGCUUCCAAGAGUACUGCCCUGACAUCAGCCACCAGAGGACCGAGGUGAAGAACCUGAAGAACCGUUAUGGGAAUGUCAGCAACCGACUGCAGGAAAGGUCGACUCUAAUCCAGGAGGCAGCCAAUAAAAAUCAAGGAUUCCAGAGUGCCGUUCAGUCCCUAAAUGUCUUCCUGGUUAAUGUGCCAAAUAAUAAGAUUAAACCCACCGAUGCUGUGGCUCAGAUAACCACCAAGCAGAACUCCCAGAAGAGAGUGGUGGAGGACAUCAAGAGGAAAUCUGAUGAUUUAGACCGAGUCAAGGAUCUCUCCCUUGAUCUGCAGAAAGUCCUAAAUGAAUAUGAAAUCCAAUCAAACAAGUAUCGGGGUACAUUGAAAGAUGAUGAUUAUGAUGAUGAUGAUGACAACAACGAUGAACCUGUGAAAUAUACCUCCAAAAUGGCUUAUGCUGUACAAAAAAAGGAGAGAGAUAUCCAGAACCUUUACUCUGAGGUGGCUGCAGAGAAUGACCAACUACUCAGCCAGAUGGGAAUGGCUAAGAACAUCAUGGCAAACAAUGAAGCGAGGGCUAGCCAGGUAGUGGUCAAACAGCAGCUGCAGCUACAGAGCCAGCAGAAGAGCAUGGAGGAGACUGAUGGACUGAAGACAGAACUAAGUGAGGAGGUUUCCAGGCGCUUACAUGCUGAGAAUGACCUGGACACAUACAGGAAGAGAUUCAUGUCUCUGAAGAGCAGACGAGGUGUGGAGAGGGUGGAGGAGAAGGAAGUGGUGCAAUACUACCGUGAUCCUAAACUGGAGGUUGAAUUAGAGUCUUUGAAGAAUAAGAUCCAAAAUGAGUCGGCGAAGAGGUCUAGCAAGCAUUCUGAGCUAGAGCUCAUCAAUGAGAAGAUUGUCAAACUGGAAAUGGAGCUGAGCAGAAUUGAGCCUAAACUGGUGACCAAGGUCCUGACUGAGUAUGAGAGAGAUCCCCAGCUGGAUAAGGAAGCUGGGAGGAUCAGAGAGGAAAUGCAAAGACUAAGGCGGGAGCUCCAAACACGAGAUACAGAGACAGUCCACAUGAAAACUGAGAUAAAUGUUUUGGCACAGAAGAAGCCAAGAAUUACAGAAAAGGUGGUAAAAAAGGAAGUGGUAAGGCUUGAGAAGAAUCCAGAGAUGCUUAAAGCUGUUCUCACAUUCCAGAAUGAAAUAUUGGACGAGGAGUCUCGAUGCAAGUCCCUCAAUGAUGACAUUUUCAGCACAAGGAGCCAAAUAAACACAUUAGAGAGAGUUAUUCCCACCAUCCAGCCCAAGAUAGUCACCAAAGUGUUGAAAAAAGUAGAGCAAGACCCAGACCUGCUUGAAGAGUCAAAGAAACUUCAGUUCAGUUUGGAGGAAGAGAAGGAUGAAAAUGUUAUCUUAAUGAAAGACCUGACCACCCUUCAGCUACGUUAUGGUGAAGUUGAGAAGUUCAAGCCAAAAGUGCAGGUCAAUGAGAUUGUCAAUGAGAUUUAUAGAGUUGAUCCUGAGACAGAGGUAGAGUUGGUACGGCUUAGGAAAGAGCUGCAGGACUGCAGCCGAAACCAUGCGGACAUCAAGAAAGAACUCAAUGUGGUGAUAACGAAUCUGGACACUCUUCGUUCCCAGAAACCCAAGGUGGAGUAUAAGGAGGUGACUCAGGAGGUAGUAAGAGAGGAGAAAAGCCCAGAGGUUAUCAGGGAAUUGCAGAGACUGAACCACCAGGUCUCUCGCCUUCAGGUUAACCUUGACUCCACAUUAGAACUGCUGAGACGCCUGCAUAAAGAGAGGGAUGAGUUGAAAGUUGAAAAAUCCAAGGUGGAAACAAAACUGGUAACCAAAGAGGUGGUCAAGUAUGAGAAUGAUCCACUGCUGGAGAAGGAAGCUGACAGACUUAGAAGAGAUGUGAGAGAGGAGAUUCAUCAGCGGCGCAGUGUGGAGGAGGCACUCUUUGACCUUCAGAACAAAUAUAUUGUCCUUGAGAGGCAGAAACCAGAAGAGAAGAUUGUAAAGCGGGAAGUGGUGCGUAUUGAGAAGGACCCCAAGCAGAUGCUAGAGCAUGACAGGUUGAACAAGACCCUCGAUGAAGAACUAAAAAGCCGCAGAAAGCUGGAAUUAGAGGUUAGACAACUCAGAGCUCUGGUUGAAGAAAAGGAGAGUACCCUGGCUCAGAUGGAUGAUCGUCAGAAAAAGUUUCAAGUAGAGACAGAGCUUAGGCAGAUCAAAUCUCGCGUUCUUGAAUUUGAAAGUGCUCCACCACCAGUUGAGGAGAACAUCAUCAUCGAGGAGGUACUCAAAGUGGAGAGAGAUCCCAAGCUGGAGAAACUAACUAAUGAUUUACGUGUGAACAUGGAGACAGAGAGCAACAAUAUCAGCCACCUACAGAGAGAAAUCAUCAAUCUUAAGAUGAAGUUGGAAAUUUUGCAAAGAGAGAAGACCAUGGAAAGGGUUGUUUACAAAGAGAUUGUCCGUGUGGAGAAAGACCCUGUGGUUGAGGCUGAGAGGGGUCACCUUAGAGAACUUGUAACGCAGGAAAGAAAUUUCAGGAGGAAUCAGGAAGAUGAUAUUCAGAACCUCAAAACUAAAAGUUCUCGACUGCAGAUGACUCUGUCCACCACCUCUCAGGAGGAGACCGCUCUCACUCUCAAUUGCAAUGCUCUCCAGAAAGAGAAGGAGAAUCUCCUCAGAGAGCUCAAGACCCUAGAGUCUGAGAGAGAGAAAAUCAGUAUUACCUUCCAGCAGCAGUCUAAGCUUAUGAGCGAGCGAAAUCAGUUGAGUCGGCAAAGGAGUCUCAAGCUGGAGUCUGAUGUGCAUCGUUUGGAGAGAGACAUCCAGAAUGAAAAAGACACAAUACAAAAAAAGGAGACUCUCAUUGCAGAGCUGCAGAAUAAUCUGAAGAAAGAGGAACACUCUGAGACUCACACCAGAGAGACAAACGUCUCCACAAAGAUCACCAUCCUCGAUCCAGAGACAGGUAAAGAUAUGUCUCCCUAUGAUGCCUAUCUGCAGGGCCUGAUUGACCGCAAUCAGUACAUUCACCUCCAGGAGCUGGAGUGUAACUGGGAAGAGAUUACUUCAAUGGGUCCAGAUGGGGAGACUUCAGUCCUGCAGGAUCGCAAGAGUGGGAAGCAGUUCUCUGUCAAGGAUGCUCUGGGGGAUGGUCGCUUGACCCAGUAUGACUUGCAGCUCUACAAGAGUGGAAAAAUGCCUAUCUCUGAAUUUGCUCUACUAGUGGCUGGGGAAACCAAAAAGCCCUACAUUCCUUUAACUAAAACCCCAAGGUCACCCACCAAAGCCAACCCAACCUCUCCUUUGAACUCCAUGCCAUCGUCAUUAAGAGCCUCCUACCCUAGUCUCAGUACUUACAAUAAUAGCAAUUUAACCAAAACUUACAAUAGUGGGAGUUUGACCAACCUGACUACUUCAGUGGGUGAUGAGUUGUACCCCAUCUGUGGUGUUUUUGAUAUCACAACUGAAAGCCGCAUGUCUGUGAGAAGUGCACUUACUCGCAAACUCAUUGAUGCAGACACAGCUUUAAAGCUCCUGGAAGCCCAGGCAGCCUCAGGUGGCAUUGCUGACCUCAGCAAAAAAGACAAAUUGUCGGUUCACAAGGCAGCUCAGCACAGUCUCAUUGAUAAGAGCCAUAUGCAUAAGCUCCUUAACGCUCAGAAGGCCUUCACUGGAGUAGAGGAUCCUGUGACUAAGGAACGUCUCUCAGUGGGGAAAGCAGCAGAGAAAGGCUGGAUUCCCCAUGAUAAUGCCAUGAGAUACAUGGAAGUUCAGUGCCUGACUGGAGGGCUGGUGAAUCCCAGCAAAGUAGGCCGCAUAAGUAUCGCCGAAGCUCUAAACAGCAAGAUGAUCGACAGCGCGACUGCUAAAGACCUGCAAGAUGUGUCUUCCUAUGCAAAAGAGCUGGUUGACCCCAUUACUAAAGAGAAAAUUUCAUACAAGCAGGCAAUGGAUCGCUGUAGGCGAGACAUCAUCACGGGGCUCUUACUGCUUCCUGUAGCCUCCACCGAUGCCUCAAAUGCUCCAUCGUACUCAAACUAUCGGUUCAGCGCCCCCCACAGCCAAGUCUAGACCUGUGCUGUUGAAGAAAUACCACAAAUAAUUUGCCACAGUGUCCGGUGCUAAAAGUUAUCUGAAAUAAAAUGAAAUGAUAAAUUCGUGUCAAGAAAAAAAAAUGGAAAUGUAAUAUUUUCAUAUGUUUACAUUAACUUUUAAAACAUCAUUACGCUGUUUUUUUUGGGUUACAUUGUAAAUGCUUAUCUUUUCUUUUACAGUGAUUUGUAGGAACUGCUAUGAAAAUGACAUGAGAUGUUUAAAUAUGAAUGGAUUUACAUGUUGGUUUUCCAGUAUUCUUGAUCUAAUUCCAAUAUGCAUACUAACCGAUAAGACUCAUUAAACAACUGAA